Molecule: messenger RNA, 3302 nt
Organism: Elgaria multicarinata webbii
Lineage: Eukaryota; Metazoa; Chordata; Lepidosauria; Squamata; Anguidae
Gene: ZNF703
Product: zinc finger protein 703
Exons: 2
Coding region: 190-1950 (586 amino acids)
Biological process (GO): negative regulation of DNA-templated transcription
Cellular component (GO): nucleus
Source: RefSeq, a predicted model, not a curated record
GGGUUUUUUUUUUUUUUCCCCGUCUCGCUGGGGCCGGUGCGGUCGUCCUUGCCGCCGCCGCCGACGCGCCUUCUCCGACGCGCCCCUGCCGCCCGGGCUCUCGCGCUGCGGAGCUCGCCUCGCCUCCCUUCUCCCCCCUCCCCAGCCCUGCCCUGCCCCACCCCCGCCCUGCCCGGCUCGCUCCCCCAAAUGAGCGGUGGCUCGCCCGCUGGAUCUAACGCAAGGACAUCGCCCACGAGCAGCGGAGGCAAGAGCGCGGCCGCCGCCGCCGCCACCUCCUCGCCUUCUUCAGCCCCGUCUCCGGGAGCCGCGUGCCCGGCGCUCUCGCACCUGCCCCCGGAGGACCCCCUGCGCCAGGCGAACCGGCUUCCCAUCAGGGUGCUGAAGAUGCUGAGCGCCCACAGCGGACACCUUCUGCACCCGGAAUACCUCCAGCCUCUCUCCUCCACGCCCGUCAGCCCCAUCGAGCUGGACGCCAAGAAAAGCCCUCUGGCGCUGCUGGCGCAGACCUGCUCGCAGAUCGGUAAGCCGGACCCCCCGCCCGCCUCCAAACUCAGCGCCGGCACUUCCGCCGGGCUCUCUGGGCCGGACAAGGAGGCCGGCGGCCGCGCUUCCGCCGCCAGCGCCCUCAAGCAGCUGAGCGACCCCCCCGCCGAGGACAAGUCCAGCUUCAAGCCCUAUUCCAAAGGGGGAGGCGGAGAUCCGCGCAAGGACGGCGGCGGCGGCGGAGGGGGAGGAGCAGGCGGCGGCGGCGGCGGCCCGCCGGGCCAGGCCGGCCCGGGCGCGGAGAAGACGGGCUUCCGAGUGCCCAGCGCCGCCUGCCCUCCUUUCCCGCCGCACUCCGCCGCCGCGUCGUCCUCUUCCACCUCGUCUUCUCCGGGCGGCUCCCGGGGCAGCUCGCCGCAGCACGCCGACUGCAAAGGGCCGGACGACAAGAAGGAGCUGGAGAUGGCUGCCAAGGCCAGCCCGGACGGCGCGCAAGGGCCCGGGGCCAGCCGGGCCGGCAGCGGCGCGGGCAGCGUGGAGCCCGGCGCGCACGGCGAGGCCGCUUCCGGGCGUAAGUCGGAGCCUCCGGCCCUGUCGGCCGCGGGCCACGUGGCUCCGGUGUCUCCUUACAAGCCGGGACACUCGGUCUUCCCUCUGCCCCCCUCCGGCAUCGGCUACCACGGCUCCAUCGUCGGGGCCUACGCCGGCUACCCUGCUCAGUUUGUGCCCAGCUUGGAUCCUACCAAGCCCAGCCUGGUCAGCAGCCAGCUGCCUGGGGCCUUGGGGCUCCCGGGCAAGCCCCCCAGCUCGAGCCCGCUGACCGGGGCCUCUCCGCCUUCCUUCAUGCAAGGAUUAUGCCGGGACCCCUAUUGCCUGAGCUACCACAGCACCUCCCACCUGGGCACCAGCAACUGCUCCAGCUGCGUGCACGACCCGGGCAGCCUGAAAAGCGGAUACCCCCUGGUGUACCCCGCGCACCCCCUGCACACCACCCUGUCUGGCGCCACGCCCAGCCUGCCGGGACACCCCCUCUACACCUACGGCUUCAUGCUCCAAAACGACGCCCUGCCCCACAUAUGCAACUGGGUGUCGGCCAGCGGACCCUGCGACAAGAGGUUUGCCACCUCGGAGGAACUCCUGGCCCAUUUACGGACCCACACGACUCUGCCUGGGGCGGAGAAACUCUUGGCUGGCUACCCGACCUCGGGGCUGGGCUCGGCGGCCUCUUGCCACCUCCAUCUCCCACCCACCGGCCCGGGGAGCCCCAGCUCUUUACCGGGGUCCCUCUCGUUGAGGAGCCCGCACACUUUGGGACUAAACCGGUACCAUCCUUACGGCAAGAGCCAUUUGCCCACGGCCGGGGCCUUGCCUGUGCCCUCCUUGCCCGCAGCUGGACCCUACUAUUCUCCAUACGCCCUUUAUGGCCAAAGACUCACCUCAGCCUCUGCACUUGGAUAUCAGUAACUGCAGCCACCCCUUUUGUCUGCCUCCUCGCCCUCUCUUGUGUACUUCCCCCACCCCCACCCCCGGACUAUGUAUUUAUUUACUAUAUGUUAGCUUAAAGCUGGGAAUAUAAGUGCAUUAAUACACCAAUGGUAUGCAAAAAGUCUGUGUCCCAAAAAAACAAAAACAAAAAAAACCCAACCCAAUCUUUUGCUUUUUUUUUUUUUUUUUUUGGUUAAUUUUUGCAAGUUGGGGGGGGCUCUUACUGUGUUUUCUUUUUAAAAAAAAACCCGCCCCACCCAUUAAUUCUUUUUCCCCAGGUCCCCAUGAACUGUUUGCAUGAUUCAAAAUGCAUAAAUCCCGUUUCCCUGCUCCCUGCUUUUGUUUUAUUUUUUAUGUUUUAGUUCAGCUCCUCUUCCUUUUGUACAGCUACCAGAAAUGUAAUUUCUUUUUGUUUCUUUUCUUUUCUCUCUCUCUCUCUCUUUCUCUCUCUCUCUCUUUUCGCCCCUUUAGUAUAUUGUGUUCUGAAACAGGGGUGGUGGGAGGUCAGGUCAGCUGGGAGACGUUCUGUGGCUUAGUCCUAACUGAACAGAAUCCAAAGGCCGUCGUUUUCAGUGGCGUGGCCUGUGGUGCAUGCACUUUGCUGCUGAGGUGUAGCUGGAAACUUGACUAGCUCCUUGACCGGCUUGGUUGUGACUACCACCCCAUGUUUAAGUUAGUGGCCUCUCGCUUCCGAAAAGUCAAACAAGCUGUGCUUUCAGAGUUAGCAGAUUCCCUAUAUAUAGAGAGAGAGACAAGAGCUGGUGUGCUGCUCAUCCUGGUACUUGGAUCUUUGCUGAUGCUACUGAAGCCCAGAAAAGAGGGUCAUGCAGGCAUUCCAUCAGCGGGGCACCUCUGACAUUUUUAUGGUUUCUCUCUUCUUUUUUUCCUUCCUUCUUUCUUAAAAAGACCUGGAUUUUUUAAUUGAGAUUGGCAAGCGUCUUUGAGGGACAAGAGGACAGAAGAACGUGCUCCCCCACCCACCCCCUGCGCCAAACAAAGAACUCGGAAGAACGUUUUGCUCAGCCUAGAACGAGCCGGAUCCUUUAAAUGAGUCCAGCUAGCCCCCGGGGGCCAGUGGCUGUAGGCUCAACUCUACAUACCAAAAAAAUAAAUUUAAAAAAAUCAACCACCCCACCACUCACCCCAUCCUCCCCAACGCCCCCCAUCACCCAACUUCUCUUGACCUCUGGGAAUGGAGUAGUCCCCAGGGUGUAGAGUCCUCCAACUCCAUCCCCGGUCUAACGCAGCGUGGAAGGCUGCGGAUCAUUUGGGGUGAAUAGAGCUUCAUCCUGGUAAGUCUUAUUUUGUUAAUAAAUGAAUACUUGGCUAUA